Molecule: messenger RNA, 1539 nt
Organism: Colletotrichum acutatum
Lineage: Eukaryota; Fungi; Ascomycota; Sordariomycetes; Glomerellales; Glomerellaceae
Product: amino acid transporter
Exons: 8
Coding region: 1-1539 (512 amino acids)
Biological process (GO): amino acid transmembrane transport
Cellular component (GO): membrane
Molecular function (GO): L-amino acid transmembrane transporter activity
Source: RefSeq, a predicted model, not a curated record
AUGGCCAAAAUAGCUACGCCUAUCACUCGCUCUCUUAGCGAUGGCGGCGAAGAUUCAGACAAGGAUGUCAAGCUUGGCGUUAUCGAAGUCAACGUCCUGCAAGAGCGGACUAUUGGACUCUUCGGAGCUGUCUCCUUGAUUGUUAAUAAGAUCAUUGGUGCAGGCAUCUUCUCGACCCCCAGCACUAUCUUCAAGCUUUCGGGUAGUGUGGGCAUGGCAAUGAUGUGCUGGGUGAUCGGGGCAAUCAUCUCGACGUGCGGUAUCUUCGUUAUGCUCGAGUUUGGAAGCGCAAUACCCAGAUCUGGUGGUAUCAAGAACUACCUUGAGCGAUCCUUCAGUCCCCGGAUUAUGCAAACUUGCAUCUACGUCUUCUAUUGCGUCUUCUUGCAGGUUUCUGCAAGUAACGCCAUCACGUUCUCGUCGUACAUCCUUGUUGCAUCAGGUGCCGACUCGACGACGUGGGAACUCCGUGGAGUUGCGAUUGCUGGCGCCGUGUUCUCCGUCGGAAUCCACACGGUUGCGCCUCGAACAGGAAGAGCGAUCCAGGAUUUGCUAUCCGCGGUGAAGCUGUUUACGCUGCUCUUUAUUGUAUGCUGCGGCUUCGCAGCUUUGUCCGGCCAUCUCAGGGUGGAAAGCCCUCACAACUUCACCAAUGCUUUCGAAGGCACUUCUAACAGCGGGUACAACAUCGGAUCCGCUAUCCUCAACGUCAUUUUUUCCUUCCAAGGCUAUGAUAAUGUCAAUGCUGUCUUGUCUGAAGUCCGUAAUCCGCAGAAGACUCUGCGAAUCGCGCUUCCUCUCUCCAUGAGCGUCAUCGCAGUGCUCUACCUACUAGCAAAUUUUGCCGCUGUGCCUAAAGAGGCAUUUAUUGCGGCAAAGGUUACCGUAGCCGCGACCUUGUUCGAGAACAUCUUUGGCCCCUCGGCAGGAGCCAAAGCUCUUCCAGCACUGGUCGCUCUAUCGGCACUGGGACAUCUCCUGGGUGUUGCAUUUACCAUUCCUCGCCUGCUGCAGGAGCUGGCAAAGGACGGCGUGCUCCCCUUUUCCAACCUAUUCAUGGAGAACAGACCGUUCCGCACUCCUAUUUACGCCUUGAUUCUGCAUCUGGGAGUUACUGUUCUGUUCAUUUGUGCACCGCCGGCUGGAGAUGCCUUCAACUUCGUCGUGAGCUUGUCUAGCUACCCGACAACAGUCUUGUUGACAGCUAUCACCGUUGGCUUGGUUAAGUUGCGUUUCACCGACCGGGAGAACUUCCAAUCGCCGCUCCGGGCACCCUGGAUUCUGAUUGUGAUCUAUCUUGCGGCGAAUAUCUUCUUAAUCGUGAUGCCGUUUGUAAGACCGCCGAAUGGUAAAGGCAGUACUUCGCUGCCGUAUUGGCUUUCUCCUGUUGUUGCGUUGAGCAUCCUGUCUCUUGGCAUCAUUUAUUACGCAUUACGUUUUGUGAUCGCCCCGAGACUCUUCGGCUAUAGACACCAAGAAAUUCAGCAAGAGCUCAGUGAUGGAUCCAAAGUUACUAGAUUUCAGAGGAUUAAAAGAUGA